Molecule: messenger RNA, 1759 nt
Organism: Gadus macrocephalus (Pacific cod)
Lineage: Eukaryota; Metazoa; Chordata; Actinopteri; Gadiformes; Gadidae
Gene: cyb561d1
Product: probable transmembrane reductase CYB561D1
Exons: 3
Coding region: 706-1416 (236 amino acids)
Molecular function (GO): transmembrane monodehydroascorbate reductase activity
Source: RefSeq, a predicted model, not a curated record
AAGCGAUAAUAUUUGCUUUAUAUAAAUGUGUGCGUCACUCUAAAUAUAAAACAAUGUGAGAUUCUAAAACGGAGGAAAAGUCUUUCCACUGGUGCUGGCGAGACUCCCGGAGCGAUGACCUUACAGGACCGGUUUAAGAUGACCUUGCAGAACCGGUUUAAGAACUAAAUCAGGUAAUAAGUGGGUUUUAAGAACUUGAUCAGGUUAUCGGUUGGUUUUAAGAACUGUCGGUCGGGUGAGCGGUUGCGUUGUGAUGGCGACGCUACAUUCCCGGAAGCGCUUUGCCCUCGUCCUGCGCGCGUGGCCUGCGCCUUGGAUCCUCCGUCUCCAAAACGACUCCGAGGCAGGAAGUGAAUCGGGACUAUUAUCAAAGCCGACGCCCCACCUAAUCUAUCCAAGGUCCGACUACCUGAUCGGUGAGUUUCCACCCCACCGGUGGAGGAAGCCUCCGCUCUAGCUGUGUUGGAUCAUCCGUCCCUGGGCUGGCGGAGAUGCUCAAUGGGGACACUAAAGACUUUGUCUAACCACUUAAUCGGAGGGGAAAUAUCUUGCAUUGUUUGACCGACAUUCGCCUGUAUACUUUAAGUUUAGUGUCCUUCCUGAUACGUGCUGUGUUUGAGGACCAUGUGGGUGGACGUCAGGGAGACUUUUUCUCGUUUCCACCAUGCCCCGCGGUGUGAGGAGCGCAUCUAGACGGCGGAGGAGAUGCCGUCCGACGUAGAGUACAGCCCGCUGCCAGCGGAGGGUUCGGGCUCCGGGGUCCACGACUUCUGGCUCUACGUGUGGAUGCGCCGGUUCUCCGUGAUAGCCUCGCAUGUCAUUGCAUUGGGUCUUACCCUGCUGAUCUCUCUGUUGUCUCGUCCUGGAACAAGUCUGUUUUCCUGGCAUCCUGUGUGCAUGUCCUUUGCAUACUGCCUGUGCCUGACGGAGGGCGUGCUGCUGUUCAGCGCCGAGGGCAGCCCCUUCUGCUUCAAGUCGCGGCAGGGCAAAGUGCGCCUGCACUGGUUCCUCCAGACGCUGCUGCUGGUGGCCUCCACCACCGGCGCCACCUUCAUCGUAGCCAGCAAGAACGUGUCGGACCUGCCCCACCUGGCGUCCUGGCACAGCCUGCUGGGCGUGGGCACCCUCAGCUCCACCCUCUUCCAGCUGGCCGCCGGGCUGUGCUUGCUCUUCCCCAAGUGCAUGCGCCUCCCCGUGUCGCCGCAGCGGCUGAAGCUGUACCACGCCACCUGCGGCCUGCUGGUCUACCUGCUGGCCACGGCCACUGUGGUGUCCGCCAUGUUCUCGGACUGGUUCAGCGCCACGGUGCGCGGGGCGGCCUGGUGGGCCUUCCUCCUGCUGCCGCUGUUCCCCGCCGCCGUGGUGAUGAACCAGAUCACCAACGCCUACCUGCCACGCAAAAAGAUCAGCAGCUAGGUGUGUGUGUGUGUGUGUGUGUGUGUGUGUGUGUGUGUGUGUGUGUGUGUGUGUGUGUGUGUGUGUGUGUGUGUGUGUGUGUGUGUGUGUGUGUGUGUGUGUGUGUGUGUGUGUGUGUGUGUGUGUCCCGCUCUGCAGCCCCUCGCUGGUGAGCUCGGUCUUAUCUAGGAUUGCUCUGUGACCGACGGUGAAGGACCCAGAUAACUAACGUAAACACAGCAGGAGUUGAACUUGCAACCGGAACAGUGGCGCACCGACUACUUUGCGUUCUUGCACACUUCUAUAACAAAGAAAAUACGACUCAAGCACAGGCUGCGCUUGGGAGGGGUUUCCAGGUAUGGAU